Colossoma macropomum (tambaqui) is the source of this 3617-nucleotide messenger RNA. It is a transcript of the gene il12rb2, whose product is annotated as interleukin 12 receptor, beta 2a. Lineage: Eukaryota; Metazoa; Chordata; Actinopteri; Characiformes; Serrasalmidae. Gene Ontology annotation, biological process: cytokine-mediated signaling pathway. The transcript is spliced from 16 exons. The record is from RefSeq and is a predicted model, not a curated record. Bases 129 to 2564 code for a protein of 811 amino acids. Gene Ontology annotation, molecular function: cytokine binding; cytokine receptor activity. Gene Ontology annotation, cellular component: signaling receptor complex; external side of plasma membrane.
GCACAUGAACGACGUGUGAGGGAGAGCAAGAAGACUUAGACCGACAGUUUUCGACUUUUUCGAAUUAAAUUAGGUCUAAAACGACUGGAGCGUCCCCAGAAAUAUGGACAGAUGACCCAGCCCUCGGUAUGGUAGAAGUGGACGUACAGCUGGAGCAGGUGGGUUCCAUGCCUCUUAAAUGCAGUAUUUGGUCCAACUUCAUCUUCCUGCUGGUCUUGGCUACUGGAGCACCUGCUGGCAGCAAAGGAGCGGAUGAGAAAAUAUGCUCUAUACACUCGAGCAAGGAAGUCCACAUGGGCUCCAGCUUCCAGAUCUACUGUAUCUUCAAGAAGGGGUGCAAAACUUUGAUUUUCCAAGAUAAUGUGCGCUUACAGUGCACAAGCUGCAAUUCAACCCACGUGAGACAGAGCAUUGUGAAUCUUACACAGACCACCACCUUCACCUGCAAGUGUGGUGACAAUCCAGAGCCCUGUGGGACUGACAUCACUCCGGGGUAUCCGCCUGAGAUUCCACAGAACCUCACUUGUGUUCAAGAAGGAGAACUUGGAAAUGUGAACUGCACAUGGAAAGCGGGACGGGAAACCUACAUCCAGACCACGUCACGCCUGUGGGUGGGUGGAGACCCUGUUGACUAUGCAAGCGUUACACUCCCUGAUGGGACCCUUUCAGCCGUUUUUCCCAUUCCAGCCGCAAAGACUAACUUUUCAGUGUUGGUCAAAGCCAGCAACAGCCUGGGCUCUGCAACCUCAGGUGUCCUCAGCUUCAUGCUCAACGACAUAGUGAAGCCUUUGAGCCCAAAUAUCAAGAAAGUGGAGUGCACCUCAAGACAGUGCCACGUUUACCCAGAUAACGCACAAAGCAUUCAGCUGGUGGAGAUCCAGUACAGAGCGGAUGAGGGGAGCUGGAACACUGUGUCAUUCAAUCACACAAAUUCAAGCACAAGCUGGACCAUAACUUCACUGAAUCCGUACAGCCUGUACACGUUUCAAGUCAGAUGGAAACUUGGCCCGACCACAGGAGUGUGGAGUGGGUGGAGCAGGGCUGAGAAAUUGACUGAUGAAGAAGCUCCUUCAGCUAUGGUUGAUGCUUGGUAUAUUGAAGAAACCACACAAAAAGUCAAAAAGAAUAUCCACCUAUUUUGGAAGGAGCUGAGCAAAUCAGAUGCCAGAGGAAAUAUUCUGGGGUAUAAUGUGAGUGUGAUGGACCAGGGGAAGAAAAUCAGCAGCGCUUUUAUUAAACCCCCAAACAGAAGUUACAGAGUGCCCUGUUCUGUAUGUAAUGUAUACAUCUUUGCGGUCAACUCAAAGGGCCAGUCUCCUGCCAGACUCGUUCAGCUGCAGCCAAUAGAUAAUUUUUCAUCCCUGAGUCACAAGCGUGUUGAUAAUCGCAGUAUCGCCCUCUCCUGGCUGAGGGAAGACACAGUGAAAGAGUACCUGGUGGAGUGGUAUCCUGCUGGACGAAAACAGCAGCUUCAGUGGAUCAGAGUGGAGCACCACCUAAACACUAUUCACAUUACUGGUUUGCAGCCUGCUGAAUGCUAUGACGGUGCAGUAAUUUAUCUUCGCCCAUCUGGGACAAAUAAAGCUGUUUUCAGCGAUGUUGCCACAUGGCCAUCAGCUCCACAACAGGGCCCUAACUGUGACACCAUGGUGAAAUAUGACAGAGUGGAAGUCACAUGGCAGGAAGUUCCUUCAGAAAAGAGAGGAGGCUGUCUUAUCAGACAGUACAGAAUCUACCUGCAGGAGCCAGGAGGCAAAAUUGAAAAUUACAGUGUUAGUCACCCCCAGAGAAAGUAUACUAUUACUGGCCUGGCCCGGGGACAGCAGUACAAGCUCUGGGUCUCAGCCGAGACUACAGCAGAAGGACCCAAAGGAUUUGAGUGCCACUUUGUAACACAUCAAGGAGCUCCAUCAGCUGAGAAAUCUCUGGCUCUGGUAGUGUCAAUUGGUGGUGCCAUUUUCCUGACCUGUCUUUUUCUCCUGUGCAUCUGUCAGUUCUCCUCAGUACACACAAGAUUGUCCCGCUGUUGUCACUGCCUAAUGCCAAGCAUUGUUCCAGAUCCUGCAAAUAGCAAAUGGGCAAAAGAGUGUGCAAAUGAGAAGGGUGAGAUGAAACUACAGUUGUACCUCAGUGACUCCAGUAUGAGUGAAGAGGAGCCAGAUACCGUGGAGGUGCAGGAACUUCCCCGGGAGAAGUUGCUCCAAGGAGAAAGCGUCCCCAUGGAUGGAGCGUGUCACUCGCGGUCAAAAGUUCAGGACCGGGAGCACCACAUCCCUUCAUCACCCUACCAGCCCAUCACCACCAGCUCUUACCUCAAAAGCUUGUCCAACUCUUCAGACACUACUCAGGCCUCCAGGAACACAGACAUUACUGUGGACUACAUUUCUACUCAUGGAGUAUUGAGUGGGGGAGAAGAAGAAGAUGAAGAGGAGGAAAUGGAUGUGAUGGGCUUCUUUCCAUGCCCAACAAGCCCUUUCCUGGACCCUCUGAUGCCCACUGGAGGAAAACUGACUCUGGACAUAGUCAAAAUAGACUGCAGUGAUUUAAACCUCUGCAUGCAGUGAAAUUUAACUGUUAACUGAGUGCUGCAUGAAUCUAUACUGUUGUUUACACUUUUAUCUCAGACUUUUACAGUCAGGAGGUCCACUUCUGGCAGCCACAUUUCAGACUAAGCCACUCAACUCUGUAACACUAACAAAAAGACACUUCACCCAACCGUUCUGUUCAGUAAGAAACUAUAUUAUUAGGCAAAUCAUGUAGCAUGAGGAGCAAAAAUACUGGGAAAUGAUGUAAAAUAGGUUAGUUUUGUUAUACAUUCCUUAAAUUUGUAUUCCAGGUCAAAAGAUAAGAAUGGGUAUGCCAGCAUUUAUGUUGCCCAUUUUCCACAAGGUACCCGUCAUAAACUGAUGUCUUCCUCGGAGGGCCUGAUUGGCAUAAUUUGAUUGGCAUAACUUGCUUACGCUGCCUGUAGUUUCUUUCUUUUUGAAAAUAUUCCAUACUGUUGUUUUUGGAAUGCCCAGUUGUUUCGCAAUGGCUUGCACUGGAAUUUGCUUAAUCUCAUGUUCUAAGCUUUUCCAUUAUAGUCAAUUCUCUAGUUUUCAUCUUAUUUUGUACCUUUUACAUCAAAACAAGACCCCUAAUGCAAACUCAAAUGACUACAACUAACCUUACACAUUCAUAUCUCUUUUAUGUGCUUGCAGUUAUGGGAACAUGAAACACCUGAGCAAUCUGAAUCACCCGUUCAUUCAUUUGUCCCAGUACUUAUGCUCAGCUGAAAUCGGAAGAAUGGAACAUGACAGUAAUACCCAGUAUGGUUUAUGUUGUAUGGAAAACAUUGCCCAUACAUUUUGUGCUUUAGUGUAACGCUCAUUUUUUGAUCUGGAAUGCAAAUUGAAUGAAUAUAAAACCAAAGUAAUCCAUUUCGCCUCAUUGCUCCAAUAGUUUUGCUUCUCACUGUAUGUGGUUAUGAAUAUUGGUUAGAAGACCUUAUUGCACCAGCUCAGUCUAAUCCAUGCGGCAAAGACCUGUUACCACAGAGCUUUAAAGUUUUUUCUGACUUGUAAAAUGAGACCAUAAUUUACCUCAGUUGAGUAUUACUCUGUUGUAAAUACAGCUGU